AUGGCAGGAUACCAGCUGUGGUCACCGUGGACCCCACUGGACGAGAGCUUCCAAUGGCUGCGACACACGACGCCUACACCUUCUUCCAAACACCCCUUUAGGGCCUCCCCUUGCUUCCCACACACGCCUUCUGACCUUGAAGUGCAGCUGUGCUUUCAAGAGGUCACGCUGGUCCUAGACAGCCCAUUUAUGGAGACAGGAAUGAGUCCCAGGCUGCCUUGCCACACCUCAGAGCCCCGCAGCGCAAACAGCAAACGAGGGCUGCUCCGGAAGCCCCAGCCGGUCCGCCUCAGUGGAGUGGACUCAGUCUUUGGCAGGGUUGUCACGGCUCAGCCACCCAAGUGGACUGGGACCUUCAGAGUCUCAGACAAGUCAGCCUUUUGCAAAAUCAUCAGCCGGGAGCACCAGUGGCCCACUGGACUGAAGGAGCCCCAGAUUCAGAUGACAGUGACCAUGUGCAAACAGAUGCUGCGCUCCAUCCUUCUGUUAUAUGCGACGUAUAAGAAAUGCACGUUCGCCCUGCAACACUCCAAGUAG
Molecule: messenger RNA, 537 nt
Organism: Echinops telfairi (small Madagascar hedgehog)
Lineage: Eukaryota; Metazoa; Chordata; Mammalia; Afrosoricida; Tenrecidae
Gene: FANCD2OS
Product: FANCD2 opposite strand
Exons: 1
Coding region: 1-537 (178 amino acids)
Source: RefSeq, a predicted model, not a curated record